UAGAUUUUGGGAGGAAUGUGAAGCAGAGAAGAGAUGGGAGCUACCUGUACUACAAGGAGAAGAAAAGGACUUCCAAUGUCGUUGGGGAAUCAAAACCUUAACAAGCCCUCACCGGUUAAUUGGUCAAAUCUCUGGCUGAAGAAAGAAACAUCAUGUCGUUUUUGCUUCCAUACACCAACGUUCCUUGUCCAACAAACGCCUACCCAGUCCGCUACCACCUCUGGACGAUGCCACCGUUGAUUCUGCUCCUUUACAACUAUCCACCAACACCACCAAAACCAUGGCUUGUGAUUUCCCCCAAAUUGUUGUAUCUAAUGAUCUCACUUCAAUCUUUUCUGAUGAGAUACUCCUUCAUAUCCUCUCGAAACUUUCAGAAAAAUCACAAAGGAACUCGAAUUAUUUAGGCUCAAAAUGGUGGUUGAAUCUCCAAGGUCGCUUGGGGAUUGAUCGAGAUCCUGAUAUUGAUGAGCACUUGGGGUUUUGCCCAAUGCUUGAAAGAUUGCAUUUGGAGAGAUGCCAGUUAAGAAUUAAGCAAAGUGUCCGGGUGUUGUUUUAUAUAUGUCAAGAUGUGCACGAAGUUGUUUUCAAGAAUUGUUGGGGAUUUAAUGAUGGCAUGUUCUUCCAUGCAAAUCUCUGCAGGAGGCUGAAGUUUGUCUAUCUAGAAGGAUGCUCAAGGCUAACAACACAAGGUCUUGAGGCUGUGGUGCUUUCAUGGAAGGAGCUCGAAAGCCUCAAAGUCAUAUCAUGUAAAAACAUAAAGGGUGACAAAUUUACUCUUGUGUUAUUCGCCUUAUUUUCUGCUCUUAAAGAGUUCUAAUGGUGCCCAGGUAACACAUCUCUUCAGUCAACAAGCCUCUCUGAUUCUGGUAUGGGAAAACAAGGCGAUAAAUUCUUCAAAUAGAUUCAAAUCUGACCGUUUGAAACUGGGAGGUUGCAUGUCUUUAAUAUGAAGCAGUUCA
Messenger RNA from Cynara cardunculus var. scolymus (artichoke), 959 nucleotides. Its product is annotated as F-box protein At5g07670-like. The transcript has 3 exons. The coding region runs from base 281 to 817 and encodes 178 amino acids. Lineage: Eukaryota; Viridiplantae; Streptophyta; Magnoliopsida; Asterales; Asteraceae. The record is from RefSeq and is a predicted model, not a curated record.